Molecule: messenger RNA, 972 nt
Organism: Cryptococcus amylolentus CBS 6039
Lineage: Eukaryota; Fungi; Basidiomycota; Tremellomycetes; Tremellales; Cryptococcaceae
Exons: 8
Coding region: 62-580 (172 amino acids)
Cellular component (GO): nucleus; cytoplasm
Molecular function (GO): protein tyrosine phosphatase activity
Source: RefSeq, a predicted model, not a curated record
UUCGGUAUGUGCAUUGUUCACCACAUCAUUGGGCCAUAUCAGCUUUCGCCCCCACCAUUGCAUGCUCCAUAUACCCACGCUGGUUUGUAGGAACACAAGACAAUUAUACAGAUAUUCGACGGUAUCAGGUCUGAGCAUCAGGGAGAGAAUUGAGAUCAAGAGAAUGUCGUUUUCGUUGCCUUUCAAGUAUAUCAACGCCGAGGAGCUGGCAGAGUUGAUCAAAGCCAAACCUGCCUCGGAGGUGAAGGAUUGGGCUGUUGUCGACGUCAGAGACAGUGAUUUCGCUGGAGGAAACAUUGUGACUGCCCUCAACUAUCCGAGCGAUACCUUCCACGCCAAGGUUGACGAGUUGGCAGAGAAGCUGGAAACAGUGCCCAAGGUUGUGUUCCACUGUGCUCUAUCACAAGCCAGAGGCCCAAAGGCUGCUAGGAUCUACGCCGAGACCAGAGCACACCACUACCCAAACCCCUCAACACCUCAAGAGAUCUAUGUCCUCCGCGAUGGCUUCUCUGGGUUCCAAUCCCGGUAUCGCCAUGAUCCGGAAUUGAUUGAAAAGUUCAACAAGUACUACCAUGAUUGAGAAGAUCUUUGACAGGUUCCCGAGGUCCACAACCUGGUUAUAGUACUGUACGUAGGUACAGCAGACCGCCAGCUUCGGAUCGUCCUUCAACGCCUCGUGUUUCUGAGGCGCAUGUAUACAUGAUGGAAUGCGCUGCCGCCAUUUGUCCGCCACAAGUCCGAUACUCCAGGCUCGAUGGCAAGAACACUAGCCUCGACCUUCGUCUCUGCUGCCCUCGCUUGUGAGAUGACUCCAAUGCAUGAAACUAUUUCGGAAUGCGUGACGGGUGCCAACGUGGGGUGCGGGCCAAUCGGCAAAACGGAGGAUGUGCGGACCCAUGACGGGAGAAGGUGGAGGUGGAGGUCCGUCGAUGGCGCAAGUCAUGCGUGAGAUGGGAAGACUGUCGGGCCAGC